AUGGUCUUGAAAUUCACACCCACUUGGGAAAAUGCCAUCAUCCAGUUGUUUGCCAUCAGCUGCAAAUCGAUAGAUCCGAGGUUAGCCAAUGGCCAGCUCGCCUCUAGGGAUAGCGCUUACGUAGUUGACUGUGCAGCCAGAAAUGGGUUUCUGCUGAUUCAUUUGAACCACCGGGCCACCUGUCACUCUCUCAAGCCAAGCUUCCCACGUGGCCAGGGACACUUCAGAGAUCCCAUCAGAGGGAAAAACCUGAUGUGUUUCAAGCGUGCCCCGGUGCCAAGCUUCCGCAGAGCAGCACGCAGAAAAUGUGAAGACAAAAGAAUGACUGCCCACAGGAGGCGCGGCACACGGCAGAACUCUGCUCGGUUGCUUGUCCAUGUUUGCUGCCCAGUGCCCUUCAUGAGUUUCCAGGAGCAAGAUCACAUCCAGACUAACUGCUGUGGUCUUCGGGCCCCUGUGCACCUCCGAAAUAGCUCACCACGGCUCCAGCCUGUUGCAUGCCACGUGCGUGAAGACUUCAUGGAGUUGACAGUGGCUUGGAGAAGGCGGCAUCUUGACUGUGGGGCCUGUAAGGGGCCUUCCACUUUGAGGUGCCUGGAAUGUGGGAUGCCAGAAGGAGAGGAUGGCUUCAUCCAUCCUGGGAUCUCCGUGCGCGGCGCGGGGCUGCCCCCAGGCGUGACCUCACCCGUGCUCUCUCCCUGCAGAAUCUCCUACGACCCGGCGAGGUACCCCAGGUACCUGCCCGAAGCCUACUGCCUGUGCCGGGGCUGCCUGACCGGGCUGUUCGGCGAGGAGGACGUGCGCUUCCGCAGCGCCCCGGUCUACAUGCCCACCGUGGUGCUGCGCCGCACCCCCGCCUGCGCCGGCGGCCGGUCCGUCUACACCGAGGCCUACGUCACCAUCCCCGUGGGCUGCACCUGCGUCCCCGAGCCGGAGAAGGACGCAGACAGCAUCAACUCCAGCAUCGACAAACCGGGCGCCAAGCUCCUGCUGGGCCCCAACGACGCGCCCGCUGGCCCCUGAGGCCGGUCCUGCCCCGGGAGGUCUCCCGGCCCGCGUCCCGAGGCGCCCAGGCUGGAGCGGUCUGGAGGGCUCCGUCGGCGACCUCUGAAGAGCGCGCACCGAGCAACCAAGCGCGAGCAUCGGCGCCGCCUUUGCACGGAGACUCGCCUGACACGGGCAUCUCUGGUUGCUCUUAGCCACCGGCAAGCAGGGUGGCUGGAAGCUUAUGGGAGACGACCCGGGACGACCACCCGUGUGCGGCCCGCACGGAGGGUUUGGAGAAGUGCACGGAGGAGCCUCCCAGGCCGGCUGCGGCGGGUACAGGGCGUGCCUCACCGCUGGGUGCUUGCCAAAGAGAUAGGGACGCAUAUGCUUUUUAAAGCCAUCUAAAACAAUAAUAAAUAGAGCGACUAUAUACUUACUUUUAAAAUCAACUGUUUUGAAUAGAGGCAGAGCUAUUUUAUAUUAGCAAAUUAGAGCUACUCUGUUAACAUUUCUUACUUAACAUAUAAACAUUUUUUUUUACUUCUUCUGGUCGGAUUUUUUUUUUAAGCAUAAUUGGAAUCCUUGGAUAAAUUUUUUAGCUGGCACACUCUGGCCUGGGUCUCUGAAUUCAGCCUGUCACCGACGGCUGACUGAUGAAAUGGACAUGUCUGAUCUGACGCACUCUUCCUUCCACUGAAGGUCUUCACCGGCCUCCAGGUGGACAAAGGGAUGCACAGGCGGUUCGCAUGCCCCAGGGCCAGCUAAGAGUUCCAGAGAUCUCAGAGUUGGUUUUAUGAGUCAUGAGUACAGAAACAGUCUCAAACUUGUACAAUUUUUUUUUCCCUUUUGAAAGCCCCUGGGGCCAAUUUGUGGUUAAGAGGUGGUGAGAUAAGAAGUGGAAUGUGACAUCUUUGCCAGUUGUCAGGAAGAAUCCAAGCAGGUAAUGGCUUAGUUGUAAGAGCUUUAGGAUCAGGCCGAAUAUGAGGACAAGGUGGGCCACGUUAGAAUCUGCAGGGAUCACUCUGGAGGCUUCUGUUUCUACAUUCUGCCACGAGAGCUAGGUCCUUGCUCUUUUCUUUAGAUUGAAAGUCUGUCUCUGAAUACAAUUAUUUGUAAAAGGUAGAAGUUCUUUUUAAGUCAUUAAAAGAGUCUUGCUAAAGGAUA
Mandrillus leucophaeus (drill) is the source of this 2151-nucleotide messenger RNA. It is a transcript of the gene IL17D, whose product is annotated as interleukin 17D. Lineage: Eukaryota; Metazoa; Chordata; Mammalia; Primates; Cercopithecidae. The transcript has 5 exons. Gene Ontology annotation, molecular function: cytokine activity. The record is from RefSeq and is a predicted model, not a curated record. Gene Ontology annotation, cellular component: extracellular region. Bases 1 to 1023 code for a protein of 340 amino acids.